AUGCACGGACGAAGAUCGGGUGCCGCGGCCCUCCCGGCCACCCUUUUACCUCUGCUUCUACUUUUCCCGGCAUCGUCACUCGGCGCCAGCCCGGCGAUAGCAGACAGAGCUUUAUAUAUCCGCGAUGCCGCUCUUGGGCUCUCCGCAGCCGCAGCUUGUGGUGAUAAAGGCUCUCUCGCGCACUGUUUCCGCAAUGUACCAGAAUACGUCGAGGCCGACGACCUAGAGCGAUGCUUCCGCAACGCCGGCUGCACGAGUGCUGAGUCUACCAUCGAAGCCGCCUUCAUCAUCAACAACAUCCACAACGGCAAGUCUGUCGCCGAACUUCGACGGCGAGGGCCUGAACCCAUACCAGCUAACCAAAAAUCUACCACAGCUCCUACACCAGCGCCUACACCCGCACCAGCAGAAACCGGCACUUCAUCCGCAACCGCCACAGGGGGCGUCUUCUCAGCCUCCAUCGAAUGCAGCUCCUCCACCACCACCCUAGCCACCUCCUGCCCCAUCCAAUCCACGGGCAGCGAAUCCGGGAAAACCCUCUCAUGCUUCGAGACCCAAGUCCCGACGUCAGUCUGCAAGGCCGAAAACAUCUGCUCGACGGACAAGGACGGCAACGACCUGUGCAUGGUGCGCCAUGACACGCUAGACGUCGGCGAGAUCAUCAUAACCGCCUUCCUAGCCACAGUUUUCGGCCUAGGCUUCGCCACCCUUCUAUUCUUCUGCUGCCGCGACAAGAGCGCCCAGCGCAAGCGGAAGGCGCAGGCCGAGGCCGCAGCCAUCGCCAAGACGGCUUAUGCACACGCGGUCGACGAGGAGACCGCCAUCCCGCCCAAGCGCGAGCCGAGCGUAGGGCCUGGUGGACAACAAAAUCCGUUUACGGAUUCUUCUUACACGGACGCUGCGGGUCAUGCUCCGAGCCACCACUAG
This is a messenger RNA of Daldinia childiae, 927 nucleotides long. RefSeq lists its product as uncharacterized. The record is from RefSeq and is a predicted model, not a curated record. The transcript is spliced from 2 exons. NCBI's taxonomy places the organism in Eukaryota, Fungi, Ascomycota, Sordariomycetes, Xylariales, Hypoxylaceae. The coding region runs from base 1 to 927 and encodes 308 amino acids.